AUGGUCCCAGAACUCACAGCUCCCUGGGAUCAAACGCAGAAGCUCUACCUCAGCACCCUAAAUUCAGCUCAGUCUCCGUCUUUAGAGACAGUCACUGCAGUCGAAGCUUCCAUGCAAAACGAAGCAAUAAUGGGGAUUGCUUUCAUAUAUCCCUCGGGCAAGGUCUCAAAGAUAGGAAAGUUUGAGGGAAUUACAGCAAAGAUCUCCAUUCCCGAGGAUUCCCAAGUUGUUGGCUUUUCCACUGAACGUAAAGAUGAAGAACUCAAAGCGAUUGAGUUCGAAGUGGAGCCUACAUCUAAGAAGAUAAGACUUUGCGUCGAAUCUCUGGAGAAUACCACAACUCCCGCUUAUCCGGAUAUCAAUCGGAGAGAUGUGCAGUGUAAAGCCGAAGCAUCCGCUGGCAAAGAGCAGAGACAUGUUCAGGGGAGGGAUUACAAUCGACCCCUUGGGUCAACCCUGGUCGGGUUGUAUGUAUCAUCCCUCGGGUUCUAUUUUUUUUGGGGCGGCGUAUGA
Messenger RNA from Penicillium malachiteum, 513 nucleotides. RefSeq lists its product as uncharacterized. The record is from RefSeq and is a predicted model, not a curated record. Bases 1 to 513 code for a protein of 170 amino acids. The transcript has a single exon. Lineage: Eukaryota; Fungi; Ascomycota; Eurotiomycetes; Eurotiales; Aspergillaceae.